Messenger RNA from Rubroshorea leprosula, 1381 nucleotides. The record is from the annotation of a GenBank genome assembly. Lineage: Eukaryota; Viridiplantae; Streptophyta; Magnoliopsida; Malvales; Dipterocarpaceae.
GAAGUUAUGCUGAUUUUUUUUUUUAUUUGCUAUUUUCUUUCUCUUCAGAUUGAAAAGCUUAAUGGAAUCCAAAUCAUCUAAGACAAGCAACAAGAAGGAUCCUGGUCCUGAUGAUGUUGAAGUUGAACAAGCUGCACGGAGUUCAAGGGGUAAAAGGGCAUUAGUUGAAAGACAAGGUUUUCCCAAGGCAAAGAAAACUAAGAGUCUAAAGGAGCUAUACCUGCAGAAACUAGUAGAAGUUGGGGAUAUGAGGAAAAAACAAAAUGAACCUGAUUGCAACAGUGGUGAUGAUGCUGAUGAUGUUAAAGUUGAACAAGCUAAACGGAAUUCAAGGGGUAAAAGGGCAUUACCUGCAAUACCAGGUUCUUCUAAGACAAAGAAAACUGAGAGUCCAAUGAAUCCAUCCUUGCAGAAACCAGGAGAAAGAACAAUUCAGUUGAAAAACCAUCAAGAAAAAUGGGCAAAGACUAAUGAAGAUGAGAAUACUUAUGAUGCUGCUGGAUCCUCUGGUGGCCCCACUGGCCAGUCCUUCCCACACAAUGAAGAGUUUCAACUCAAAGAUUUCAUGGCCUUUUGUGAGAUGCCUGUAAUUAAGGAACUCUGGGAAGCCUUUAGUGAAGCAUACACAGAAACUUCAAAGGGGGUAGAAAAGUUUCUUGAUGAACAUCGCAAGAGAGAAUUGAAUGGUAAAUGGCCAGAACGGUUCAAGAAACUUUUUGAGGAGGGAAUUACUGAGAAGUUCAAAGCCACUUUUUUAAAGUAUAAAGAAGAGGAUGAAAGACAAACCAGAGAAGAAUACAAGCAGAUUGUUGAACAGUUGGAGGAGGAUGAGUUUUUAAACAUGGCUGCUCUUCGCGAAUUUUGCCCUGAACCUGAAAUGUUGAUGGAGGGGUCCUUAAAUGUUUCCUCCAAUUUUGAGGGAGGAUUGCAGUCCAGCUCUACAAGGACAACGCCACUGACUGCCAAUGUCAUGAAAUCUACUGCAACUGGAGGCGAGCCUCAUCAUGACCCUCUUGCCAUGCAAGGAGGAACUACUGCUGCUGGUGAAUCCUCUGGAGGUCCCAACACCCACUCCUCCCCACACAAUGCAAAGAUUUAAUCCACUUUUAUGUAGUUUCUUAUGUUACAUGUCGCGUAGAUGACGCACAUUUUAUGUUUAUGUUGGUCCAGCUAUUGUUUAGAAUGAUAUGAACUUUUUUUUUUUUUUUUACAAUUAGCAAAUUUUUGAGAUGAUAUCAUGUGUUAUCCUUUUCCUGCUUUUCUUGUAAAAGAAGUGGCACACUUUUAUUACAAGUUUUGCCUUGAGGUGUGACCAAUAGGAUUUUAGAGAUAACACAUCAACACUAAUUUGGUCAUUGUGUUGAAUGGGAUAUUUGAACUU